UAUAGUCGAUUGGCACUCGUACUCUCGAAUCGAUUGUGGCGGUUACAACUGUGAAGACCGUUUCGAAUUUGUCGUCGUCCUUAGAGGACGAGGCUCACAGCAGUCGUGGUUAAAUUUAUUCUGUCGAUUCGUCGUUCUUUUUAGCGGGUGCUGAGAUUCGUGGUGUUCUUCGUUUUUUUUCCUCUACACGUUCGGUACUACUUGUAUUUUUUUUCUGUGAUUCUUAAGAUGCGACGGCGGCGGCCUUCUGGCUUCAGUGGCUCCAUUUUGAGGUUUCGGUCGUCAUCCUCUUCAGCGUUGUCGUCGACAUCGCCCCCAGCUUUUUGUCAUGUUAUGAUUUUACCGCUGUUUCGUUAGUCGCGAUUUUUUUUGUGAUUGAAGUACCCCAGCGGAACGUAGUGGGAAUACCGAGCCUUCUAGGUUCGUGGCAUUCGCGCUCCUGCUAGUCCUUAGGUGAAGCUCUUCUAUUGAUUUGCGUUGAAUGAGUUUGGGUAUUAGGCAUAAUGUGAAUGGUACUUUGGGGAAUAGUCACUGUACAAUAGCAUCGUGGCAGUGCGGGCCGCGGUGCCUGGGUUCGCUUCUUGUGUACGCGCUCAGCUUUGAAUCUCAAGUGGUCUUGACUUCUUCCAGCUGAAGCGGAACUGAGAUUUCUCUUUUAGAUUAUCUAGGUCCGUUUUAGAAACGAUAAAAUUGGUAAAUUUGCCUGAAAAGAUAUUGCGGAAAAAAUUAACUCAGAAAGGAGGAUAAGUGAUGAGCGCGAGCAAAAGGGACGUGCUGCGUUCAAAGGAUAGAGGAUCUUAGAAAAAAUCGCUUAACAUGAUUAUUAUAAAGGCCAAUUGAAAAUCAGUAGUGCACUCGAUUUUAUUGAAUACAAGUGGGAUUAGUGUCAAUUAAAGUUAAAGUGAAUGUGAAAGUGGCGUCGGCGGUUAGUGAGUGCGGAUUUAAAUAAUUGCUGGUGAGGUGGUUGACAAGGUGUGCUCGAUAUUACCGUCAGAACAUAGUUCUUCGUCCUCCCCAUUCACUGUUGUGUAUGCUCGUGAAAUAUUAUAAAUUUAAAACCUAAUUGGAUUACGACAUCGUGUUGCAAAAUUAAAAAGUGGAUUAUAUAGACGCCAGCACAGCACAUAGUACAGCAAGUCAUCAUUCGUUUUUAAAUCGGACGUGAACUCGCUUAAGCUUCCAACGCGCCUGCAGCAGGAAUAAUGUAAUUGUAGCAAGCCAUAAAAAAUCAUAACAAUGCACUGUAAGGGCCACAAUAUACACACACUCAUCUGCAUACAGGACUCCCAGAAGAAGCUCCAGUAUGGGCAUAUAAGCAUGAACCAGGAAGCAAGGCAACAGCACCGAGCAUUAUAAUCUCAGUCUGUACAACUGCGUGAAAGUUCAUCUAUUCAGCAAAAAAAUGUAAAGGAGUUCAUCUCUAUCAAGCGGCAAUAAGAUUUCAAAGUUUAAGCUGAGCGCCGGAUAUGGAAUGGAAAAAUUGAGAAAAGGGAAGUAGUGACAAAGGAACCGUUGCUGCUCCUUCACGCCAGGACGACCCGCUCACAUACAACCACAGCGUUCUCAAUCAAGCUGAAGUACACGUAGUGCGUUCAGUGGCGUGCACGUGCCCCCCGCCUAUCCGAACCCUGGACCAGAGUUGUGGUAGUGAUGGCAUUGAAGGGGUGUCAAAAGCCCGCUACUGAACCCGAUGCUGAAAAGAAGCUUAAUAUGCCAUGGAAUCGAAGUUUCAAUUAGCCCCACCUACCCUGCACCGACGACAAUUGCGACUUCCUUGGACUAUAGUAGAAUUUAGUAUAAUAUUUGUAACGUUGUGUUCACUGCCGCCUGGCCUGAUGGGCGAAUGUCCCCGUCUCUGCGAAUGUAAAUGGAAAAGCGGGAAGGAAUCAGUACUGUGCCUUAAUGCUAAUUUAUCAAAUAUACCUACACGUUUAGAUGGGGGCACCCAGGUCCUAGACUUGACUGGGAACGAUAUUAGCAACAUACCCCACGAUGCUUUUGCAAGCGCUAACCUACUGAAUUUACAGAAGGUAUUUUUAGCCAAGUGUCGCCUGAGAGCGAUUGAACGAUUUGCAUUUAGGAAAUUAAACAAUUUAGUGGAGCUGGAUCUCAGCUAUAAUUUAUUAACCAUGAUUCCUUCGCAUGCAUUUGACUCGGUACCGGAAUUGAGAGAAAUUAAGCUGAACGGGAACCCAAUUCAGCGAAUAGUGAAUGAUGCCUUCCUGAGGGUUCCACAUCUCAUUCGCCUAGAACUUUCGGACUGCAAAAUCAAUAACCUCGAAUUACGAGCUUUUGCAGGAUUGGAAGCAUCUCUAGAAUGGUUGAAACUUGAUGGAAACAAACUAGUAGAAAUCCGCUCGGAUAUUUUAACAAACUUCAAAAACCUGCAUGGGUUAGAACUAGCUCGAAACCCGUGGAAUUGUUCAUGCAACCUUCGCCCUUUGCGGGCAUGGAUGCUAAGGGAGAAUGUCCCUUAUGGUGUACCGCCAGUCUGCAAGACACCUGGUCGCCUGGGAGGCAAAUCAUGGGAAAAAAUCGACUUGGACGAAUUUGCCUGCGUUCCUCAAAUCAUGGCUCCAGAUACAAAAGCCCAUGGGGUUGAAGGCAAAAAUAUUACUAUGAGCUGCUACGUUGAAGGUGUUCCAGAACCUAAUGUUCGAUGGAUCGUCAAAAAUCGAGUGAUAGCCAACCUGACGGGUGAAGCCAUCCUCCCAGCCACACAAGGACGCAAAAUGUAUAUGGUGAAUCUUCAAAAGAAUUCCAGCAACUUGACAAUUUUGACUGCUGAUGUGCAAGAUGCAGGCACUUAUAUUUGUGCAGCGGAAAAUAAGGCUGGACGUGUGGAGGCAAGUGUAACCCUGGCCGUAUCUCGGAAACCACCUGAAGCCGCCCUGGGGGCUAAAGUUAUUCUGCUAUGUGUACUCAUAGCUCUACUAAUGGUUGUAAUGUCGUCCCUGGGAGCUUUGUGUGUUUGCUCACUACGGAAAAAGCGGAAAACACCACGCUGGAAUACUCCGGCUCGAAGUGAUAGCUACGAGAAAAUUGAAAUGAGUCGCAAGCCGAAUAUGCGACCAUUUCGAGCAGAUGAGAAUGGCUACAUACGGCCACAUAUUGAGAAUGGAAUUGCUAUUGUUAAUCCAACGAAAAAGAAUGGAGAUUAUCGAAAUGUUCCUACAGAUGACGAUGAUACGGGCUACGAGGACAAUAGCGAGGGAACAGGUUGCAGCGGAUUCAACAAGAAGGAGAGCGGUGCUAAGAUGAAGCCAAUGAUAAGUGCCAAGAGUCCGGCAGAGACAAAACUGAAUAUUGAUUUGCAUAUUCCCAGGUUAGUGGAUAUCAGUUCAAAUCCGGAGUCCGCAUCCAGUUCAGUGUCAAGUCAGGUGGACGCGGCAGCACGACUAGCAGAAGCAACCGGAGGGAGUACUGCAAACUAUCUUCAACAAAAAACAUCGUGGUCCAAUCAGUUUCUUGGCAAAAAGUCUCAAGUACUGCCUUCAAUAGAUCAUAACUCUGCAGCAGAGGCAAAGGGUGUAUAUUGCCCGCCAAGGACAAUAGAAACGGAAUUCUGUGAUAGUGAAAGGAAAUAUCCGGAUCUUUUGGAUGUAACGAGUUUCAGUGCAGCCAACACAACAGCAUUUUGCACGCUUCCAAGAAAAAUGAAAGCAGUUAAUAAAUAUUUUAAAAAUUCUUCAGAUAGUCAAUCACCACUUUUACCGGAAAGUUCGAGCAAAUAUAGUAGUAGCACCCUCGGUGAAUCAAGUUUACCUGGAGAUAUUUCAUCCAGGAGAUUUUCCGCAGAAUCGUAUAAUAACUAUAUUCUUGGCAAACCUGCAAAACUGAAAUUAGCUCAAAACCAACAGCGUUCCAAUAGUUUCUUGAAUUUAGUCACGACACCUGGUCAAGCAACUAGUCAGAGGAGAAAUCCUAGCUUGCCAUCUUCACCAGUUAGGGAAUCGCAUCAAAGAUCCUUGAGCUCUGCAGCCACCCCUCUUCUAGACUUCUCUUCUUUGGCUAGUAGAAGUGGAAUGAUGCCUGCUACGCCAUCUACAUCGAACACUAUGAAUGCUUAUGACUACCAUGCAGCCCAGCUAGAGCGUUUUCUUGAAGAAUAUCGAAAUCUUCAAGAACAACUUUGCAAGAUGAAAGAAACCUGUGAAUCGAUACGUAAAAAGGAGGCUCCCUUGCGUGCGGCACUGAGCCACUCAGCAGCACAGUAUGCUGAUCCUGUGAUGUUUAAUGCUGCCAGCAAUAGUGUAGUGGUCGAACCACCUAAUCCUAAGAUUAUACUUAAGAAUAAGUCAAUUCUUCCUGGUCAGCCCCCUGAUCCUCCUCCUUACUGGCUACAUCGUAAUGCUAUGCUGAAACGUUUGAAUGAUUCACAAUCGGAGUUCUUUCAGAGCUAAUAAUGCUCUCGACUAGAGGAGUCAAAAUAAAUGGUGUGGGAGCUACUAUUUACAAUAUUUGCCAGGUGUGAUUUGAGCGCAUAAGAAUAGGUGCUGAGGCGUUGCCGAUAAACAAUCGAAAGGGUAUGUUUUUAAUAAUUCAAAACUACUUCCAAAAUUGGGUGGCGUUCAAAGAAAAAUCACUAAACAUUGCCUCAGUUCUGGAAGUGUAAUAUUAUUAUUUACUUUUUUGGUGGGUUUCCAAGAUUGUUUAAAUACUCAACUCGGCAAAGCACCGUGCGCUGUAUAUGCUGGAACCAUAUCGUGAGUCUCUUUCUAUGUAUAGCUUAUAUUAAGAGAAAUCACAAGAGGUCAUAUCGUGUAUUCUGACUGGUUCUCUAACCGUUAAAUUAGUAAUUAAUCGAGAUAUAAGGUAAACCUGAUCCAUUCCAUAUUAGCUUAGAAAUCAAUAGAAAAUGUAUAAUCACUUUCAUCUCAGCGUGACUAAAGUGUCAUCAAACCUAUCACCACUUCUCUCAUCACUAAUGUCAUCAUCCUUAUCAUAUAGACUAGAAUAGAAUAGCAAUUGAGAGUCAUAUACGUACUAACAAUAUUAAACUUUACAUACUACAUUUUUUAGGGUAAGCAAAUUUGAAAACAUGCAGUUAAAAAAGAAAACGCAGGACAUACUACAGUGGGCGUCACUGGGAAGGCAAUACCAUUUGACUGUCAAUAAGUUAGAUUUUAUACGAAAAGUAAUCUUAUCUAGAGCUAAAUGGGAAAGUUUUGUAACUCUUUUAUACGUUUCUGUUCAGUUAAAUUAUUUCAUAUUGUAACCAAGUAUAAUAUCUACAUUAUUUCAUAAGUACAUUUGAUUUCAUACAAUAGGUAUAUAAAUGUAAACACAAAUUUCAGUUAUUUCAAAUAAGUUAACUCAUUCCUGUAAAAUAAUAAUUCAUCUGAUUUCCGUGCGAUACAAAGGAUCAUAAAUAUGUAAUAUCCUUGCCUUCCCGAAGAGCGCCGCUGCUAGAACAUUCGAAACAACCAAACCAAAUAUAUCCAUAAUUAAAUGCAAUCUAUGAUGCUAACAAUCAGAAACCAUAUCGACGAUCUGGUAGUCCUACGUGUCGUUUGGAUUGCAAAAGAUCGUUAACUCUUCUGAUCAUUUUGGAUGAAUAAUGGAUUUAUUGAUAAAUAAUGACAAAGUGUAUGUUUCGAUUUUCACUUGUUUUGUUAAA
This is a messenger RNA of Hermetia illucens (black soldier fly), 5620 nucleotides long. RefSeq lists its product as uncharacterized. NCBI's taxonomy places the organism in Eukaryota, Metazoa, Arthropoda, Insecta, Diptera, Stratiomyidae. Gene Ontology annotation, molecular function: protein binding. The transcript is spliced from 4 exons. The record is from RefSeq and is a predicted model, not a curated record. The coding region runs from base 1716 to 4403 and encodes 895 amino acids.